Molecule: messenger RNA, 4068 nt
Organism: Acanthochromis polyacanthus (spiny chromis)
Lineage: Eukaryota; Metazoa; Chordata; Actinopteri; Pomacentridae
Gene: med25
Product: mediator complex subunit 25
Exons: 20
Coding region: 170-2398 (742 amino acids)
Biological process (GO): positive regulation of transcription by RNA polymerase II
Cellular component (GO): mediator complex; transcription regulator complex
Source: RefSeq, a predicted model, not a curated record
GGCGGGUUCUUCCAUCACUUCCGUCAAAAAUACAACAAACACUGUGCGCGCAGUGUGGUUCAUUCGGCUCUAAUUCAACCUAUUUUUACGUUACAUUGAAGCUGAUCUGAUCCCACAAUUCAACUGACGGCUCUUUACCAUCAGAUCCGUGGUGGGAGGUUCGGCACUCAUGGAGCCGUCCACUAAGCCUGGGACCAACCAGGUAGCUGAUGUGGUGUUCGUCAUUGAAGGGACGGCAAACCUUGGACCAUACUUUGAAUCUCUAAGGAAAAAUUACAUACUUCCAGCUAUUGAGUAUUUCAAUGGAGGGCCUCCAGCAGAAACAGAUUUUGGUGGAGAUUAUGGAGGAACACAGUAUGGGCUUGUGGUGUUUAACACAGUGGACUGUGCUCCUGAGUCGUAUGUCCAGUGUCACGCACCGACCAGCUCCGCCUACGAGUUUGUUUCAUGGAUCGACAGCAUCCAAUUCAUGGGAGGUGGAGCAGAGAGCUGUAGUCUGAUUGCAGAAGGACUCUCAGUGGCGUUACAGCUCUUUGAUGACUUUAAGAAAAUGAGGGAGCAAAUAGGUCAAACCCACAAAGUGUGUGUGCUGCUGUGUAACUCUCCUCCAUACCUGCUCCCUGCUGUGGAGAGUGUCAGCUACACCGGCUGCACAGCCGACAACUUGGUCAAAAUCAUCAGAGAUAGAGGAAUUCAUUUCUCUGUGGUGGCUCCUCGGAAACUACCUGCUCUAAGGGCUUUGUUUGAAAGGGCGUCUCCAGUAGGAGGGGCGGUUGAACCUCAUCCCGACUACAGUCAGGAUCCCUUCCACAUGGUCCUAGUCAGAGGCAUCUCGCUUCCUGUUUCCUCAGGUGGAGGACCUGGGCCGCACAAACCCGUCCUUCCUCCUCAGACGCUGCCUGCCAGUCAGCCUGUUGUGGGACCUUCGCAGCCCACUCCACCCAUUAACCCAGCCCACCCUUAUCAGAAUACGGCCCAGAUGACUGCUGCUCAGGUGGCUGCACAGAUGGUCGUGGAGGCAGCCAACAACCAGAAGAGAAGCUACCCAGCAAUGGUCUCGCAAGGUCCUGCAUUCACAGGCCAGCCAACUAUGCCGUCAGUCCCCGGGGUGAAGCCCAGCAUAUCAACCGUCACCACUGGCCCUCAACUGAUGUCGCAGCAAGUUGCUCCAAAUCAGCAGCAGCCGGUCCCACCCUCAGGACAGCCAGCACCCAAUCAGCAGCCACAGGCGCCACCUCAGCAGCAACCUACGGCAAAUCAGCCCACACCGCCAUCAGCACAGCCCAACAUGGCUGGUGCAGCUGGAGCUCAAGGCAACGCAAACCUUGCAACGCAACCACAAGCCAAUAAGAUAGUGGCAUGGACUGGCGUUCUGGAGUGGCAGGAGAAGCCUAAAGCCUCUUCUAUAGAUUCAACCACCAAACUGACGCGCUCUCUUCCUUGUCAAGUUCAUGUCAACCAAGGAGAAAAUCUAAACACAGACCAGUGGCCACAGAAGCUCAUCAUGCAGCUGAUUCCGCAGCAGUUACUGACGACCUUAGGUCACCUCUUCAGAAACUCUCGAAUGGUUCAGUUUCUCUUCACCAACAAAGACAUGGAGUCGCUGAAAGGCCUGUACCGCAUUAUGGCUAAUGGCUUUGCUGGCUGCGUCCACUUCCCCCACACUACGUCGCCGUGUGAAGUGCGCGUGCUGAUGCUGCUCUACUCAUCCAAGAAGAGAAUAUUCAUGGGCCUCAUCCCCAACGACCAGAGCGGCUUCGUCAACGGCAUCCGGCAAGUCAUCACCAACCACAAGCAGGUCCAGCAGCACAGAGCGCAGCUGGGCGGUGCAGGGGGUCCAAUGCAGCCUGGUCAGGUUCCCCAGAAUCAAAACUUCCUAAACAGGCCACCCGGUCCAAUUCCUGUUUCCCACGGCAACGUCCAGCCUCAGUCUGUGGUGGUGGGCAUGCCCCCUGUUAGUCAGGUCUCUAUGAUGGAGGACCAGCAGAGGCAGAACAACAUGAUGGCAAUGAGAGCAACGGGGCCGACCAAUCAACAACCGCCAGUCAGCGGCGCUCCACCCAACCAGGUAGCACAGAGCGGACAAGCCCCUCCCCAGGGUCAAAUACUUCGCCUCUCAAACCCAGGAGCCAAUCCACAGCUUCGCAGUCUUCUCCUCAGCCAACAGCAGCCACAGGGUCAAGUGUCUCACAUGACUGGCAUGAUGUCUCACCAAGGUUUAGGACAGCAGUUGGUCCAUCCGGCGCCAGGAGGGGGGGCUCAAAUGCAGGGCCAGUGGAGGCAGCCCAUGGCAGGUCCGAUGCUGAUGUCUGGAGGUCAGAGAGGAGCCGUUCCUCAGCCUGGGAUGCCCCAAGUCUCCAGCGUCAUGGAGGAUGAAAUCCUCAUGGAUCUUAUCUGAUUGAGCGCUGUGGACUCAGCAGCAGGGAUUUUUGUUGAAUCUUGGCAGCUAUUUGCCAAGUUUGGACACAUGCAGCCACUCUGUUGCUUUAUUGCUACAAAUGUUCAGCAUAAUUAAGAAACGAAUCAUGAGUAGUUUCGUUUUUUUUCUUUUUUUUUACGGGACUGAGCAGCUGAAGUUAAUUAGGGGCAGACAAUGCAAGCAUUAGUUCCUCAUGUAAAUGGUCAAACCGACAGCCAGCUAAUCCUCCAUGCUACACACUGGAUAGAGCCAGUGGAAACAGUCAAUUAUAUCAUGCUUCUGGAAACUCCACUCUCCUCUGAGUUUUACACUCUAUCAUCGAAAUCUAAAUUAGUCUUAUUUUUUUUCCUUUUAAUUUACUUUUUCUGUUCGUUUCUUUUUAAUUAUCCAUCAAGCUGUUUUAUGCGGAUAAAAUAAAAUUAAGAAGCGUAGAUAAUUGAAGAAGUUGUUUAUUAUUGCAGACCAGUUUUGCUGUCGAUGCGGUGCACACGGUGAUGUUGUGUGUGUGACGGGCAGCCAAAGUCUCCACACUCCUGCCCCCCUGUGUGAAAGCAGCUUGGAGUCUUAAGGUGAGAGAGAGACUGAAAUAGACACAGUAAUAGAUAGUUCAGUGUCUUUUUCUGCCAAAUAGUGUCACAGUGUUAAUUUUAACUACUCCAAUAUGUUGUGGAACCAUAGAGAGUCCCCCUUGUGCCAAGUAGUCCUACCAGAUGGCAUCAGUUGGCCAUGUUUCCAUUGGCAUAACGUACAAUCAGGCUGGCCGCAUGCGCACGUGGCACAGACUCCACAUAUAUGCCCACAGUCUGCUUUCACAACGCACCCAUGCAUGCAGUCAUGAUGCAUGCGUAUUCAACCCUGCACACCAACAAACACCAUCCUGUCGUGCACCUCAAGCUGGUGAGUCUGCUGCAGCAGGGGAACAGAAAUACAACUGAACUUUGCACCACCUCACAUGUACGUUCACGACACGUUCACCUGUCAGUUUAUGCGUCUUUUUUUGUUUGUUUUUUUGUUUUUAAAAUUGGUCACUGUGUGUACACAUACACACUCACCAACAGGAAGUGAUGUCAGUCCCUGUCACCUGGGAGACAGAGACGGUUGCUAAGAUACCGUGACAGUGGGUUCUUGUUUCUGAGCUUUUUCCUCAGCCCCGCUUUCACAUGGACUCACACAGAUAGACACUAGUCCCUCAGUGGCUGGUGUUCAUCCCUCCCAUCCCUUAAUCACUGGCCGGCCCUCGGAGCCCGGCUUAGCUCCACUUUAUCUUCCUCUCUCGCUCACUCGCUCCCCAUCUCCAUCUAUCUGCCUCUAUCUCACUAUCGAGCUAUUAGCGCCUGUCUGAGCUCAUAAGUUUUUCAGUAUCUCUUUUAUUAACAGCAGAAAUGUUCACACAUUCAUAUUACCGAACGUAGCGGUAAAUAAAACGGUCACUACACUGACCUCCGGUCAAGAUGGGGGUUUGACAAACAGCCACCAUAAAAAUUUUAACAAAUCAAUACUGUACAAAUCAAUCUUUAAGAGAUGCAUUCUAUUAAGCUUAUUAGCGUGACGCUGUUAACUGUAUAGGUCACUCAUAAGUGUAAAUCCUCUUCCACUUGGUUCGAUUUUGUUUCCACACUGCAAUACAUUGUCUUCUUGGUGAUACUGUA